Trichomycterus rosablanca is the source of this 516-nucleotide messenger RNA. RefSeq names its product histone H2A-like. Gene Ontology annotation, cellular component: chromatin; nucleosome. Bases 130 to 516 code for a protein of 128 amino acids. The record is from RefSeq and is a predicted model, not a curated record. Gene Ontology annotation, molecular function: structural constituent of chromatin; DNA binding; protein heterodimerization activity. The transcript has a single exon. Lineage: Eukaryota; Metazoa; Chordata; Actinopteri; Siluriformes; Trichomycteridae. Gene Ontology annotation, biological process: heterochromatin formation.
UUAUGAUUGGCUCAGCUGUACCUUCGCUCUUAGCCAAUAGGAGAGAGGCCAGUUUGCCUAUAUUAUACCGUUUCGAGCUCUCUCUGAGUUUAUUCCAGUUUUGUUCGACGAACACACCUUAUCAUCAAAAUGAGUGGCCGAGGGAAGACCGGUGGUAAGGCUAGGGCUAAGGCCAAGACUCGCUCAUCCCGUGCCGGCCUUCAGUUCCCCGUGGGCCGUGUUCACAGACACCUACGUAAGGGUAAUUACGCCCACCGUGUGGGAGCUGGAGCUCCUGUCUACUUGGCUGCCGUGCUGGAGUAUCUGACCGCCGAGAUCCUCGAGUUGGCUGGUAACGCCGCCAGAGAUAACAAGAAGUCUCGUAUCAUCCCUCGUCAUCUGCAGUUGGCCGUGCGUAACGACGAGGAGUUGAACAGACUGCUUGGAGGUGUAACCAUCGCUCAGGGCGGUGUGCUGCCUAACAUCCAGGCUGUUCUGUUGCCCAAGAAGACCGAGAAAGCAGCCAAGGCCAAGUAA